AUGGCAUUCAAGGAGUUUAUAAUCCGAAGCUAUGAGAGUCAAUCUGAUAGAGAUCAGGUGGAAAAUCUUGAGAGAAGAUGCAAGGUAGGGCCAUCAGAAAGCGUGUUAGACACUAUGGGUGACCCCAUCUGUAGGAUUCGUAACAGUCCCAUGUACAUGAUGCUGGUAGCAGAGCUGGACAAUGAAUUGGUUGGUGUCAUUCAAGGCUCAAUAAAAGUGGUCACAGUUCAUCCUCCAAAGGAUUUGGCAAAGGUGGGCUAUGUCCUAGGCCUGAGGGUUGCUCCACAUAUUCGACGAAAAGGCAUUGGUUCAAGCCUAGUGCAAAGGCUGGAAGAAUGGUUCACUUCCAAUGAUGUGGACUAUGCAUAUGUGGCUACAGAGAAAGACAACCAUGCCUCAGUCACUCUGUUUAUGAACAAGUUUGGCUACACCAAGUUUAGGACUCCGGUUAUACUUGUAAACCCUGUAAAUCACCACUCAUUUCGAAUCUCAUCCAACAUUGAGAUAGCUAGGCUAAAGGUUGAAAAAGCUGAAUCCCUCUAUAGAAGAUUCAUGGGCUCCACUGAGUUCUUCCCUAAAGACAUAGAAAAUAUACUUAGGAACAAGCUAAGCUUGGGGACAUGGGUGGCUUAUUUCAAAGAUGAGAAUAAUUCUUGGGGAGAUUUUGGGUCCAAUGGACAUGUCCCGUGUAGUUGGGCUAUGCUUAGUGUAUGGAAUAGUGGGGAAAUUUUCAAGCUAAGGCUAGGGAAAGCACCUUUUUCUUGCUUGUUAUUCACAAAGAGUUGGAGGUUGAUUAAUAAAAUCUUCCCAUGCUUGAAAUUUCCCACCUUUCCUAAUUUCUUCAAUCCAUUUGGGUUCUACUUCAUGUAUGGGGUUUACCAGGAAGGGGCAUUCUCUGGGAAGCUGGUGAGCGCCCUGUGCCAGUUUGUGCACAACAUGGCUGCAAAGUCUAAGGGUGAUAACUGCAAGAUCAUUGUGACUGAAGUUGGAGAACAAGAUGAGCUCAAUCAUCAUAUUCCACAUUGGAAAUUGCUCUCAUGCCCGGACUUGUGGUGCAUAAAAGCCUUGAAAAAUGAAGGGACAAACACAUUUUGUGAAUUAACCAACACCCCUCCAAGAGCUCUCUUUGUAGACCCAAGAGAGGUCUAG
Messenger RNA from Gastrolobium bilobum, 1149 nucleotides. Its product is annotated as probable N-acetyltransferase HLS1. NCBI's taxonomy places the organism in Eukaryota, Viridiplantae, Streptophyta, Magnoliopsida, Fabales, Fabaceae. The record is from RefSeq and is a predicted model, not a curated record. Bases 1 to 1149 code for a protein of 382 amino acids. The transcript is spliced from 2 exons. Gene Ontology annotation, molecular function: acyltransferase activity, transferring groups other than amino-acyl groups.